Molecule: messenger RNA, 1158 nt
Organism: Fusarium sp. VM40
Lineage: Eukaryota; Fungi; Ascomycota; Sordariomycetes; Hypocreales; Nectriaceae
Source: the annotation of a GenBank genome assembly
AUGACACCUGAGGAAUCGAUCGCGCUCAUCAAAGCCAAUCUGGCUGAGGUCUUGCACCCCGACAUCAUCGACGAUGUUAUUCUCAAGGACAAGCGGCCACUACGGGUCUACUGGGGUACGGCCACAACUGGAAAACCACACUGUGGCUACUUCGUUCCAAUUGCUAAGAUUGGAGAACUCCUCCAAGCAGGAUGCCAUGUCAAGGUACUGCUCGCCGACGUCCACGCCUACAUGGACAACAUGAAGGCGCCGUUCGAGCUGAUCGCCCACCGAUCCGAAUACUACAAGUUCUUGAUCAAGAGCAUGCUUCGAGCCAUUGGCGUAGACAUCGAAACCGCCAAGCUCGAAUUUGUUACGGGCAGCUCGUACCAAUGGGACAAGGACUACAUUAUGGACAGCCGAAGACUGGAAGCCAUGAUCAAGCUUUCUACUGCCCGAAAGGCAGGUGCCCAGGUGAUAAAGCAAUCGGAAGAUCCCUUCUUGGGCGGUUUGAUCUACCCGAUCAUGCAGGCUCUGGAUGAACAGUACCUCGAUGUGGAUUCACAACUCGGCGGGAUCGACCAGCGCAAGAUCUUCACCUUUGCCUUGGAGAAUCUUCCCAAACUUGGCUACAAGAAGCGAGCACACCUGAUGAACGCCAUGGUGCCGGGCCUUGGAGAGGCGCAGAAGAUGAGCUCAAGCGAGCCGAGUUCCAAGAUUGGUCUUCUGGAAACGCCAGAGGAGGUUGGCAAAAAGAUCAAGAAAGCCAUGUGCGUCCCUCAAAAGGUGGAAGGAAACGGCGUCAUCGCCUUCAUUGAGCAUAUCAUCUUUCGAGUCAAUGCCUUCAAGUCUGGCACGCCAAGCUUCACGGUUGAGCGACGAGAUGGCGAGUCUCUGGUUUACAUCGACAUUUUGAAGCUCAAGGAAGACUAUGAGCGGGACAUUUUGACACCGCAGAUGAUCAAAGCGGCGCUCGUGAAGGCGUUGAAUGAGAUUUUGGAGCCUAUUCGGAGGGAUUUCCAUGCAUCAGCUAAGUGGCAACAGGCUGCUGCGCUCGGAUACCCAGCUGAAGAAGCCAAAAAGCCCCCCGCAUUGAGAAAUGCAAAGAAGAAGACCAAGACGGUUCCGAUCAUAACAAUCACUCCGUCUGAUGAUGUCUCAAGAUUGGAAGGGGCAUAG